Molecule: messenger RNA, 1167 nt
Organism: Penicillium vulpinum
Lineage: Eukaryota; Fungi; Ascomycota; Eurotiomycetes; Eurotiales; Aspergillaceae
Exons: 1
Coding region: 1-1167 (388 amino acids)
Source: RefSeq, a predicted model, not a curated record
AUGACGGAGAUGUACUCCGGCCUCCAUGUGGGCCAGCGGUUUUGCUCUCUGGAAGAGUUCAAAACAGUGGUUCGGAGUAUAUCAGUUAGGCAACACUGGGAACUUCGUGUGGCCCGAAGCAACAAGAAGAGCGUGGUUAUCGGAUGUCGGUCAUCGGCAAGUUGCUUCUUUCGUGUGGUCUGUCGGUCAAACAAAAAUUCGACCUACAUCACUAGUCUUCAAGACAGCCAUACUUGUCGUCGGAGUGCAAAUUCCCCUGCAGCGACACCCGCUCGCUCUGAAGCAUCCCAUGUGCGAUUUCUGCUGAGCGAGAUCCCGAAGCUUUUCGAUAUGAAGUCAAAAAUACGAGCCCAGGAUGUCGUGGAUGCCGUGAAACGCUAUCAUGGUUAUGACAUCUCUAUGCGUCAGGCGCAGCGAGCGCUUACCAAACUUCAACCGCGACAUUCCGAGGGCCCGGAUGAACAGGGGCUGGAUGUCGACAUGAGUGCAGAAGAACACCAGUCGCCUGAGCAAUCCCCCGAGUCGCAGGGAGAAGGGGCACACACAUAUGGGGAGAUAUCUGAGAAUCGCUGGCUUCCAGACCAUCUCCCACCAUCACUGAUCGAUGAUGAUAACAUGUCCCCAAACGAGACCUCAACCGACCACGUACCUGCUCCACCAUCUAGUUCCCAAGUUCUGCCACCUCCACCCCAGGUGCAACACGUACCGAUCCCCACACCAACCCAACCUUCCUUUAACCACAACCCACAUCCAAUGAAUAUACCGCAGUCAGGAGUCGAAUACCAGACCGCUGCUACUUUACCAGUGGGAGUGGUUGGACCUCCGAAAGACUACACUGAGCGCAGCGAUCACGAUGCCGUCCCUCAGAUGGUUCUUACCAACUUCAAGAUUGAAUUCACCUGCACAACCUGCGGGUCACUGAAUCAGAGCUUUUUCCCAAAUCAAGGCAAUGUCACCGGUGCCAGCUAUCUGACCCAUCAUGCUGUACCGAAUCCUGGCAAUGUCCCAAGACACGUCGUACCUACUUCUCAGCAUGGUGUUGGUAGCAGUAGCAAUGCAGUCGGCGAAAACCCUGCUUACGAUAUUAAUAACUCCAACACACCUAACAUCCAGAACGCCUGGCCUGGUGGUGGCCUAGGAGUUCAGAUUGGACCGGCACAUACCUAA